Epinephelus lanceolatus (giant grouper) is the source of this 937-nucleotide messenger RNA. It is a transcript of the gene zfand1, whose product is annotated as zinc finger, AN1-type domain 1. The record is from RefSeq and is a predicted model, not a curated record. Gene Ontology annotation, cellular component: cytoplasm; cytoplasmic stress granule. Gene Ontology annotation, biological process: cytoplasmic stress granule disassembly. Gene Ontology annotation, molecular function: zinc ion binding. NCBI's taxonomy places the organism in Eukaryota, Metazoa, Chordata, Actinopteri, Perciformes, Serranidae.
UGCCGGGGUCAAAGUUCGUGUUGACAUCCGCUCACUAGCUGCUAUCUAAUGGCUGAAUUAGACAUUGGAAAGCAUUGUCAGAUCGAUUCCUGUAAUCAGAAAGAUUUCCUUCCUUUUGUUUGUGAUCUCUGUAGCGGUGUUUUCUGCCUUGAGCACAGAAGCAGAGAGGCCCAUUCAUGUUCAGUGGAGCCAGUGAAAAGGGAGUCUCAGGCUGCGGGUGGCAGUACAAGUUAUCCAUGCUCAUUUCAAGACUGCAGGGGAAAAGAGGUGUUGCCAGUAGUAUGUCCACACUGUGAAAAACAUUUCUGUUUGGCUCAUCGUCAUCAAGAUGAUCACAAGUGUGAGAAGUUGGAGGUCCAAAAGCCUCGAAUGGCAGCCACAAAGGAGCUGGUGGAAAAGAUUGUUGCGUCAAAGGACGGAUCCAAAAGUAAAGGACGCAGAGGAGCAAAGAACAGUGCAACUGCAGCUAAGGUGGCGUUAAUGAAACUAAAGCUGCAUGCUGCAGGAGACAAGGGGCUGCCACAGACAGAAAGAACCUAUUUCCAGGUGUAUCUUCCUAAAGAAUCCAAAGACUCCAGCCAACCCAUGUUCUUCUGUUCCAAAUGGAGUGUGGGAAAAGUGGUGGAUUACGCAGCCUCUCUAGCUAGCCUCAAGAACAGCAAUAAUGUACUGACAGCUAAGAAGCUGCGGUUAUGUCACCCUCAGACAGGUGAAGCUCUCCGGAUGGACGACAAGUUGCUCUCGCUGCUGGCUCACCCAGAAACUCCCCUGUACAAUGGGGGUAAUGUGAUCCUGGAGUACCUGGACAAUGAGUGCACAGGCCUGGAGGAUGUGUCUGACUAUAUCACACAGACAUGACAAAUCAAUACCAGCUACUGCAUGGAUGAUUUCUGUAUGCUAUUUGUAUUUUCCUCAAUAAAAUAUUGUUUUCAAAUAU